Mytilus californianus (California mussel) is the source of this 9276-nucleotide messenger RNA. Its product is annotated as NACHT and WD repeat domain-containing protein 2-like. The transcript is spliced from 7 exons. The record is from RefSeq and is a predicted model, not a curated record. Bases 636 to 5687 code for a protein of 1683 amino acids. NCBI's taxonomy places the organism in Eukaryota, Metazoa, Mollusca, Bivalvia, Mytilida, Mytilidae. Gene Ontology annotation, molecular function: protein binding.
GUGAAGUUGUGUCGCAUUUAGCUGUGAAGGCGUCAAUGUCCGAAGUCAUUGUUUUUAUAAUCGCCAAACUUUGCUAGGAAAGACGGAUUUCAGAGUUAACAUAUUUGAUAAGAAUUUCUACUACUAUUUAUAUCGAACAUAUUUGAUAAGAAUUACUAUUUAUAUCGACAAGUCUUUAAUGAGUCUACCCGGAACCUGGAAUUUAUUCGGAAUUGGAGAAAACUAAAAUCGUUUGGUGAACUCGUGGUUUUUAAAAUGCUGUAUUGGUACAAUAUUUAUCGUGUGUGAUUAUCUAUUCACUGUCUAAAUUACUACACAAAACAAACUCGUGUUAAAUGUUUGUAUUUAUUGUCCAAAUAAAUGGCGUAGCAACGAAGGUUGACGAUAAAUGUUGUUCUAAUAUUUUCACUGAUAAUACCUUUAAGUUUAAUCCGUAAACAAACGGGUGAAAAUUUAAUAAGACGGUGUACCUAGCAGGUCAAAUAUCGCGUGUAAUAUUUUAUCCAAAAGUGAUUGAGUGAAGCGAUGUAGAACGAAUAAAUUCAACUAAAGAAAUCAGUGAUCCAGUGAACUUUUCAAAAUGUUCUGUUGUAAUGAUAUUACAUAACUUUUGUGACAACUAACUUGCAACUAAUAUGGAUGUAAAUACAAAUCAAGAUGGGCAUGUACCUGAAGCUGGACAGGAAAAUGGUGAUUUUUCGUCUGAAGACCAGGAAAGGUUAAAGCAUGUUUUGUCUGGAUCGUUGGAAAAGUUACCGGCUCAAAGUUCAAAAAUUGUUCGUAUUUUCACAAGUUCAACUUUUACAGAUACGACACUGGAAAGAAAUGCAUUAAUGGAAAAUGUGUAUCCAAAGUUAAAAGAAUAUCUCCGUGAAAACUAUGGUCUGGAAUUUCAGGUUGUUGACAUGAGAUGGGGUGUAAGAGAUGAGGCGACAGAUGAUCACAUGACAACAUCACUUUGUAUGCAGGAGAUACACAACUGCCAGCGGCUGUCUAUAGGACCUAAUUUUGUGGUGUUUCUUGGUCAAAAGUAUGGAUACCGUCCGAUACCAACACAUAUAGAUGCUAAAGAAUUCGAAAUGAUGAGAGACUGUAUCAAGACGGAACCGGAAGAACUUGAACUGAUGGACAAGUGGUACAUUCAAGAUGAAAAUACGGUCCCUCCCGUUUAUAUCCUGCAACCAAUCAGUUCGAUUCUUACUAAUUUUAACAACAAAAGACACAAAGGUCUGCAAGAUGCUGAUCAAGCAACAUGGUGGGACACGUUUACAAAACUUCAACGAAUUUGCAGAAAAGCUGCGCAAGUUUUAUUCAUUGCUAAAAGGAUAGACAGAGAACAAAUGCACAACUUUUUCAUGUCUGUUACAGAAAGAGAAGUAGAGCACGGUAUAUUAAAGGCUCCAAAUGUAACAGACCACACUCUAGCUUACAUACGGGAAAUUAGCAAUAUCAAUGUCGGACUUCUCAGGUUUGCUGCAAAAUUUAUUGACUUUGCAGCUCGAAAUGUUGAUGGCGAAGCACAAAAGUUACUAAAAACAUUACGUGAUGAAAAACUUGCAAAGAAAAUGCCUGAAUCAAAUGUUGCUCGUUUUACAGUGGAUUGGUCUGGAAAGGAAGGAAUCGAUAUGGAAUCCCAUUCAGAUUAUAUCAAGGAAUUCACAACUCAUUUUCAUACAUCUAUUCUUAGUUUGGUAGAGAGGGCAAUGAUGCAACACGAAAAGUUAUCCCAGGACCCAGUAUACACGGAAGUCUUACAACAUUCCCACGCUUGUGUCAAUUUUUGUAAAGUGUUUCAAGGACGACAGGAUAUAAUUGACCAAAUUAAAGCUUACGUCACAGGAGAUUCUAAUUUCCCAUUUGUUCUGCAUGGUGAAAGUGGCUGUGGUAAGACAUCUUUAACAGCCAAAGGAGCAAGUCAAUCAAGGUCAUGGUUGCAGAAAAAGGACAACGAACCAACUCUAGUUCUACGAUUUCUAGGUACAACGCCAAACAGUUCUACUAUCAUCCCAUUGUUAACGAGUGUCAUACAACAGAUAUCUCUCAUGUACGACCAGCCAGUUGACAAUAUACCUGAUGAAUUAUCUCCCUUAGUAGGUCAUUUCAAAAACUUAUUAACACUUGCAUCUGAAGAAAAGCCUAUCGUGCUGAUAUUUGAUUCACUGGACCAGCUAUCGGGGUCAGAUGGUGCUCAUCAGUUAGCAUGGUUACCCGCGGUUCUGCCUUCUCACGUCAAACUUAUUGUGUCAACUCUCCCAAACAUGUACAAUAUAUUAGAUAAUUUAAAAAUCAUGAUUGAGCCAAAAGAAAAUUAUGUUCAAGUAUUGCCACUUGGCGAAAAUUUGAGUACGACGAUUUUGAAGUUUUGGUUGAAAAAUGCAAAUCGAACAAUAUCAGAGGAGCAAUGGAAAAUUGUUAAUGAAGCCUUUACAAAAUGCAAUCUGCCCCUUUUUGUAAAACUUGUUUUCGAUCAAGUUUGUCGUUGGAAGUCAUAUACUAAACCACAACAAACUGUUUUAGACUUCACAAUUCAUGAUAGCAUUAUGAAACUGUUUGAACGUAUUGAGAAUCAACACGGCAAAACAUUAGUUGCACAUGCAUUAGGUUAUAUCACUGCAGCAAAAAGUGGAGUAUCUGAGAGCGAGUUGGAGGACUUAUUAUCUUUAGAUGAAAAGGUUUUGAAUGACGUUUAUCAGUAUCACUUGCCUCCAGUUCGGAGGAUCCCACCUUUACUGUGGACACGAAUCCGUAGUGAUCUGCCAGGAUACUUAUCGGAGCGAGAAGCUGACGGCGUAAGUGUCAUUAAUUGGUACCAUCGACAAUUUAUUGAAGCGGCACGGGAAAGGUAUUUCAGAAAUUUGAACUUUGUUGCACAAAUGCAUGCAUCAAAUGCUGAAUAUUUCAUGGGAACAUGGGGUGGAGGAAUUCCAAAACCAUUUGAAUAUUCAGAACACCAACGAAGGAUGUUUCAACUGAACGAAAUGAAAGGCGAAAGUGAUCGCAAAGUUCCUCUUCAGCCACUUGCAUUUCAUGACACGGACGGCAAGCUUACUCGUUACAACCUUCGGAAGUUAAAUGAACUUCCCUUCCAUCUUGUGCGUUCUCACCAGUACGAAGACUUGUAUAACACGUGCCUCUUUAAUUACAACUGGUUGCAUGCUAAGCUAUGUUCAAUGCCACUGCAAGCGGUAGUGGCAGAUUUUGAAGAUUUGUUAGAACAUGUAUAUCAGAAAGAUGUUAAGUUAAUUGCUGAUGCAAUUCGCUUAUCCAGCUCCAUAUUGAAUCAUUAUCCAAGUAUGCUUGGCCCUCAGAUUACUGGUAGGUUAUUGCCAUACUUUCAGUCUAAUAUGAAUAUUCGAAGUUUGAUUCAACAGUGCGAUUCUGAUGGUCUAGUCAACUGUUCAUUAGUCCCUGCUCAUCAUCAUUUGCAUACUCCAGGUGGCCCUUUACAGUUUUCACUGGAAGGUCACCCUUUUGCACCAUUUGGAAUAUGCUGUACAUCUACAGGAAGGUAUCUAGUCUCAGUGUCAAAUAAGUUUAUUAUAUGGGAUUUACAUAGUGGAGAUGUUUUCCGACAGAUCAUACCCGGAAUAGAAGGCAUAAUGCAAAAUCUCGCAAUAUCACCAAAUGAUAUUUUUGCCGUAAGUUACACAAACAAUAACCAAAUAAUCGUUGCUUGUAUCAUGACUGGUGAUUUUAUAUCAAUUACCCCAACAACCAAAGGAAAUACAGAAUCUGUAAUUGGUACCCAGGUUUCAAAUACACAUGUUGCAGCUUGGACUUCCAAAGAAUGGUAUUUAUACACAAUCAACGGUGUUUAUAUUUCGUCACAUACAAUUCAACUCAAAAUGCCACUGAUGUCAGUCGACUUUGGUGUUGACGAGAAAACUUAUCUUAUUGUUAAAAGUGGCACAGAUCGUGACAAUGACAUGGCUAUAGAGGUUCAAGACCAAUCUAUAGAACCAUUUGAAUUUCAUAGUGCAAUAGCUGUAUCCAAAGACAAGAUGAUUUUGUAUACAUGUAUUGAAAUAAGCGAUAAUAAUAUUGCUGUUUACAAGAAAUCGGAUGAUGCCUGGCAUUACGACAGAACUUUAGGAGAUAAUAAAGAUAUGGUGUUCAGCUUAACUCUAUCCGAAGAUGAAAACUAUCUUGUUGCGACAAUAGCUUUAGGUUUCAAAUUGUGGAAUUUGAAAAAUGAUUCAUUGGUGGAACUUAAACUUCCUCCUGCUACCAGAAACAUUCCUAACAGGAAUCCACUCCUGAGCUCAGUAGUAUUUACCAAAAGCAACCAUUUUGUCGUGGCUGCUGUACGGAAGAAUUUGUAUGUAUGGGAUACAAAGCAAGGGAAUAUGGUGAAAGUUCUAGAUGCUCACUUUGGAAGAAUUAUAGCACUUACCUCAGUAACAGCAGGAACAAACAAACUAAUAUCAUCCUCUAUCGACAAGACAAUCAAGGUCUGGAAUUUCGAUAACAUUUUGGAAGAAGUGUUCUCUAUUGAUAGGCUUGAAAAACCAAUUGAAUACAUUCACCUUGCACGGGAAACUCAUUUUGGCGUUACUACAAGUCGUAACUGUGUAGGUGUAUGGAAUUUAGCGACAGGAAAAUUAGAACAUUCACUGGAAACAAAAUCUGUUGUCUUACUUGCCGUCAUCAACAAGGAUGCAAAGUUUGUCGCUGCUGCAGAAACGGGUAAAUUGGUGAUUUGGGAAAUAAGUCAGGAAACUGUGGGAAAAUCAAUUCAGCAAAAAGAUAUUCAGCAACUCUUAUUGAAUGAGGAUGAUACUCGUGUGAUAGCAAUAGGUACAUUGGCUUUUAACAAAGGUCAUUGCGUUGCAUACACGUUUCCCGAAGGCGAAUCGGUGUUCACAUUUGAAUACAACAUUAAAAAGUUCAAAAAAGGAGUUCUUACAAUGGAUGGGUCAUUUCUGGCUGUUCCAGCAAGCGAUAAAAGUGGAGAUAUACUCGGAGUUUAUCAUGCUAAAACUGGAACACAUUUGUACAACUUGCAGUUGAAGUAUAAUGAUUACAAAGAACUGACAUGCUUAAAGCCAAUGCCACAUGAUCCGAACCAAAUUGUUGUAGUUGACGAAUUCAAAGGUAACAUACUCGAUUUAAAGAAAAAAACUUUAGUGCGAUCUACUACUAGAUGGAACGGCAUGGCGAUGAAAACCGGAAAACAGGGACUUUUUGCACCAAGUCGAGGUGGUCUUGAACUUUUAGACUUAAAAUCUGGCAAAACAUUACGAACAUAUAUUCCUCGCAUUGCAGAAGGUGUAUUCAGUAUCGACGUUAUGUUUACAGAAAACGACCGCCAUGUUGUAUAUUAUCAUUCUGGUCAUCGCACCAUCCGCGUGUUCCGUAUAUCAGAUGGGAAGCGUAUCGCAAAUUACAAAGCGCACGCAGAAGUUAAAGUCAUGUCAUGUACACCGGAAGGAGGUACGUUAGUUAUAGGGGCAGUUGACGGAAGUUUUACUGUGUUAACAAUAGCCGAUCCUGAGUAUGAAGAAAGUGUCGAGCUUUUGCAGUGCUUACCUAGUAGGAAUACGCAGGGCAAUCAGCAAAAUGGCUAUCGAUCAACAAACGGUGAUAUUAUUCAAGGCAAGAAUAGCUUGGGAACAGCCUUACAAGUGGCUAGAUUUGUUGCUAAGGCACGAGCAGCACAGAAGUCAAGGGCAUGUUGUGUAUCUUGACAAAUCUUGUUGCUAAGGCACGAGCAGAACAGAAGUCAAGGGCAUGUUGUGUAUCUUGACAAAUCAAUAUGUGUGUAGUUGUUACUAGCAAUAACAUUACUAUUUGUUAAUUUAAGAAUGGGCUAUUUCAAUAAAUAUAUAUUGGAUUUUUUUUUUAAAAAAACCUCUUAAUAUUAGUUGCAAGGUAAUAAGUAUGAUUAUUAUAAUGAAAUCAUAAUUAACAAAAACUCAUUCGAAAAACAUUAGUCCCAGUUUAUAAUUUUAGAAGCGACCGAUAUAGCUCAGAAUUUUAAAAUGCGGCCAUUGUUAUACACAAAUUAGGCAUGGCAUGAUGAUCACGUUUAAAGACAAUAAUAUACGGUGUAUCCAUAGAAAAAGAUCAUUUGAUUGGUUUGCAUUCUUAUUUCGCAAUGCCGUUUCUUUUAUUUGGAAUAUUCAAAAUCAAAGUAUUUGUUUUCUUGUGGAUAACAAUGCGCAAUUAUUCAGUUUUUCAGAAUUAUGACCAUUUAGAAAUUUUGUUAGUUCGUAGAAUCCGAGUGCUGCUUGUAUGACUUCUUGAAGUAACAAUUACAAAAUGUAACGGUGUGCAAUAAAACUAUGCCUCUAUGAAUAACUGACUAGGUAUGAAGUAUUAUUUAUACGAUAUCUCAUAUAUAUAUAUAUAUAUCAUGUUAUGAAAUUUAUUGUUGAUAUGUCAUCUGUGCCAUUUUUAUGUAAUAAUAUAUUUUUAUUAGUACAAUGUUAUUAAUCAUAUGCUUGGAAUGUAUCGGUCUUUAGUUAUAGAAAUAGUGCUAAUUUACAAUUAAACCAAAUUUAUUGCGUGCGAAAUGUUAUUCAGGCUGAAUUUACCUCCACCAUUGUUUACUCGGAACCAAAAAGUUUGGAAAGGCACACAUUGUAUAUAUAUAGAUUCUACCACUGCAUCGAGUGUGAUACGAUAUUUAUCCACUCGAGACAGUUAAAUUUUCAAAUUUAAAACGCGAGGCUCGCCGAGCGUUUUAAAUAUUUAAAAUUUAACUGUCGAGAGUGGAUAAAUAUCGUAUUACACGAGAUUUGGUGGUGGAAUCUGUUUCUCUAAUGAUUUUCAAACAAUACACAGGCACAUUUAUUCCUUCUUUUCGAAUGAUCUGCAAAAAGAUGUGUUCUUUCUAUAUGACGUCAUCAGGCAUGGUCGCCUUUUUUCAUGCCGUCACAAUGGGAAAUUCAGAGGAAAGCAAGAAAAUUCGACGUCAUAAUCGGAUUUUAACCAAUACCAAUGAAGAACUGAGAUCAAACAAACCACACGUUGAUUAAUUUUUUUUUAUACAAUGGGUGCAGAAAGGGAUAAAUUGACGAAGAAUUAGAGAAAAAUAUUUAUGAAUACUUUGUGUUUGAAAAGGAGAAAAUAAAUAUAUAAACUACUAGAAGCGCGGCUUGAAGACUACUUGAAAUGUUAAUUGUGAUACACAGCACAGCCCUACAUCGUGCAGUUUGGUUCGUGUUUCUCAAACUUUUUUUUGUGCACUGAUGCAUGGUGUUGAUCGUUUUUAUUAGUUUGUCAGUUCCUCUUCAAUAAGGAGUUUGAAUGUCAAAUUGGUUGCAUCUGUCUCUGUGUUACAUAGGUGCUCCGAGAUAGGAGGAAAUAACUAAGAUAAGAAGAAGACAACAAUGAUGAUUAAAACAUUUCUUCAGUGCUGCGAGCUUAUAGUAUUUUUUUCGAGUGGUGCGAGUCAAGUUCUGUCUCUGUGUGAUAAGGGUGCUCCAAGAACGGAGGAAAUAACUAAUAGAAGAUAAUCUAAAACUCUCUGAUGAUCAAAAACAAUUCUUCAGUGGUGCGAGUUUGUAGUAUAAUUUAUUUCUUUUUGUUCUAGUGAUGAACAAGUACAAGUACAAAUAAGGCAAAUAUUUAUUUGUAUACCUGUUAUUUGUACAUUAGUUGGCUAAUUGCAUGAUAAAUAAUUAUUAUGGUCAACUGAAAAACGAAAAUUGACAUUAUAAGAGAGGUCGGAAUCGUCUGUAGUCAACCUUCAUGAAAUAUUUCGAACUUAAAUUUCUAUAGAAAUUAAACAAAUUCAUCAGCUGGUAAAUUACCGGAAUGUAUGUUAGAAAACCAUGGCGUUUGAAACUCUCUAACAAGGCAAAACAUGCAUAGAUAAUGUAAUUGACUUGAAAUAAUAUUACAGCAUCUGUACAUCUUUUUGUAUUCAAACGACAUGAUGUUUCGUUUUAAACAAAGACAGUAUGCAUAGAAACGUAGUGUGUAGUAGUUGUUUCUAGUAUACUUAAGUUGAUAUGUUAAACAAACCUAACGAUAUACCGUCGGCGUAUAAAGAUAUUUAUGCAAAUGCUUAAAACGAAUUUUAUUUGUGUUAAUUUUAUAUUACUUGCAUACAUUUGAAAGGUUGAAACGAAAUAUCCUUAAAAAGGAAUUAAUUAAUAUAAUAGAAAUUUCUAGAGGCUUUUUUUUAAAGCAUAUAAAUAGUAUCAUUAUUUAUUAAUUCAUUCAAAAUGAAUAUAUUUCAUAAGACAUUAUCCAGUCGGUUAAUGAACAUAUUUUUUGAAGAUGUGACGACAAUCGUCUUAAAUAUAUCAUUCUUAUCAUUUAUGUUACUAUAAAUUUUACUAUUUUAUUGUUUGCACUAGUUAUAGAUCACUUUUUAAUAUUGCUGUCAAUAUUUUGUGUAGAUUGGUCCAGUGGUUCGAAUAAAACAAGAAAUGGAUAUUUUUUUAUUUUUGACCACACGCAGUUUGAGCUGCAUAUGAAGUACAAGAGUAAUUGUGUGAAAGUAUUUAUUAUAGUUAUAUUCUAAGUGAACAAAUUGUUGCAUUUACAACAGUAUUUUUUAUUAUCAAUUCAGAACUCAGAUUCUGCAUCAGUACGUUAUUUUUCACACUUGUUACUUAUGCUAUUUUUAAUUUUUUGUUGUCUAUUUGUAUUAUUACAUUUCAAAUCAAAAAAUGUUUUGAUUCGGGUACAUCAUCCGUCCUUCUCUCGCCCAAUUUCUGACAUUCAGUCUUCUAACGUGCUUUCUGUCAUCCGUCCUUCUAAUGCGUCUCCUGCCAUCCGUCCUUCUAACGUACCUUCUGUCAUUCGACAUGCUUGCUCCGGUCCUCGUGAACCAGUGGUAAACAGUUACAAAAGUCGGACUUUUCAGGUCUGAUUUUCAUAAUCUCAAUUAUUUCUAGUACAAAGAUUUCGUAAAAAGCUAAAUACUGUGCAAGUGGUAGCACUUGCAUUACAACUUUGAUUUCGAGUCUGUUAAUCUACAAGAUGGACACAAAAAGGAUGUAGGCUACUUAAAAAAAACAAUUGAGACUAUAAAUCAGUGUUUCUUUUUCUCGUUGUUAAAGUUCGAAUUAUUGUCCCGUAUGUUACCUUCAAUCAAUUGGUUAAAUAUGGAUAGCUAACCAACUAGACAUGUAUCAACGGACUGGUUAAGCAAUUGGUGCAAAAAAAAACACUUUGUGUAAAUGAAAAAUGACUGGUGUUAUUAAUUUAAAAUAUAUUGGUAUAUGUGAGCUACAGUAGUCAUUUAAAUUCAAUGAAUUUUUAUUGCAAUAUUAUAUUUGUUCUUUGUUGUUUAUGAAUAAAAAUUCAUGUUGAACUGUU